GUUUCCUAUUACCAUAGGAACAAGAGUAAACACGGAAGUUAAUACAGUAGGCUAUGGAUGUUUUAAACUGGUGGAAAUAGCCAACACCUAUCUGCAAACAGUUAAUUCUCCUGCAAGAAUCCCGCAACAAGAUGCCCAAGUUUGAGGAGCUGGAAGCCCAUUCAUCCUGCCAUGUCCACUCCCUCUCCACUCCUAUAACUCCUGUCCCCAGCAACCUGAUUGCCAAAAGAUACAGCAUCCUACAGAGAUUGGGCAGAGGGAGUUUUGGCACUGUUUACCUCGUACAAGACACUAGAGCAAGGGAUGGGGAGAAACUUAAGGUGCUGAAGGAGAUCCCUCUGGGUGACCUGCGUCCUAACGAGACGGUCCAUGCAUCCCAGGAGGCUCAGCUCCUGUCCCAACUCCACCACCCAGCCAUCAUCACUUUCUACAGCAGCUUUCUGCAUAGAGACUCCUUCUGCAUCAUCACUGAGUACUGUGAGGACAGGGACUUGGACUGUCAUCUGGAGGAAGUGAGAGAAGCAGGGCAGAGCUUGCCUGAGACCCAGGUCACUGAUUGGCUGAUCCAGCUGCUGCUUGGACUCCACUACAUGCAUAACAGGCGCAUCCUCCACAGAGAUCUGAAGGCCAAAAAUAUCUUCCUGAAAAGGAACAUAGUUAAAAUCGGUGAUUUUGGGGUGUCCUGUCUGCUGAUGGGGUCAUGUGACCUGGCCACCACCUUCACGGGCACGCCUUACUACAUGAGCCCUGAAGUACUGAACCACCACGGUUACGACUCCAAGUCUGAUAUCUGGGCCCUAGGCUGUAUCCUGUAUGAGAUGUGUUGCCUCUCACACGCCUUUGAAGGACACAACUUCUUGUCAGUUGUGAUGAAGAUAGUGGAGGGAGAAACCCCCAGACUGACAGCCAGUUACUCUCUGGAGCUCAACACACUCAUGCAAAGGAUGCUGGAGAAAACCCCGUCAUCCAGGCUCUCUGCUGCAGAAGCUCUGAAGACAAAAUUCAUUGAGGACAGUAUGCAGAUCUUAAAACACAAGUUCUGUAGUCUGACGCUGAGAGACAAGACAUCGGCGGGAGAAAGAGACGCAGCACAGAUAUUGAAAGCGGUGCAGAGAAAGGUGCACCUUCAGACACUGAGGGAGAAGUCAGAGCUAGACAGAAUGACCCCCAGGGAGAGAAUGAGGCUGAGGAAGUUGCAGGCUGCCGACGACAAGGCCAGGAGGCUUAGGAGACUUGCUGAGGAGAAAUACCAGGAAAACCACUUCCGAAUGCAGGAGCUGAGGAGCCUCCAUUUCGAGAAAGUCAGUUUGGACGUCUUGAAUGAGAGUGCAGGAGAUGCAGUCCACCAGACUGCACCAAUCCCAUCUGAGAACUACCGGUCGCUGGGUUGUUCACAGCCAAUGGGAAGGCAGCAGCAGGACAAGAUGCGAAUGUCUGAGCCAGUGGGACGUGAGAUCCCAGAGGACCCUCAGACUGCAGAGGUGUAUUAUUACAUGGAUGGAUUUGAGUCCUGCACUGAUGAAGAGGAGGAGGAAAGAGAGGAAGGGGACACCCUGACCUCAGAAACCCUCUGUCAUACCUAUGGACAGGACAGCGACCUGGAGGCCAUGAUGAGACACAUGGAGCAGGUUCUGGAAGGAGAGCUCAGCGUGGCUGAAGCAGUGCCAGAAGAGGGUCAGUGUGUCCCCAUGGGGCCUCCAGUCAUCAACAGCACCAUGGCCGAGACAAGGAUUCAGCGCAUGACUGAGUCAGUGUCCCGUCGGCUGGGUCUAACUGUCUUCCAGAGGGUGUAUAACUACCUGAAGGGAGCCAGGGAGCGGCAGGAGGAUGAGGGGAGCAUCAGACAGGCCCUCAGCAGCCUGGUGGAGAGGCCCAGUGAUGGCUUUGAAGUGGACCAACUACUGUACUACGAGGAGCAGCUCCAGGGAGCCAGAGAGGGAGCCAGAGAGGUAGCCAGAGAGGUAGCCAGAGAGGGAGCCAGAGAGGGAGCCAGAGAGGGAGCCAGAGAGGGAGCCAGAGAGGGAGCCAGAGAGGUAAGCAGAGAGGGAGCCAGAGAGGGAGCCAGAGAGGGAGCCAGAGAGGGAGCCCGGUGAAAAACAUGUCUGACACUCACCAACCUGCGAUCACGUUGCCUAUCCAAGCAUUUCAGAAAGAGCACAUCUUGUUGCUCUCCAGGACCAGGGUUGGUGACCUAGUUGGUCAACAGAGAUGACAGACAUUUACUUCAUGAUAGACCAGGGUUGGUGACCUAGUAGAUCAACAGAGAUGACAGACAUUUACUUCAUGAUAGACCAGGGUUGGUGACCUAGUUGGUCAACAGAGAUGACGGACAUUUACUUCAUGAUAGACCAGGGUUGGUGACCUAGUAGAUCAACAGAGAUGACAGACAUUUACUUCAUGAUAGACCAGGGUUGGUGACCUAGUUGGUCAACAGAGAUGACGGACAUUUACUUCAUGAUAGACCAGGGUUGGUGACCUAGUAGAUCAACAGAGAUGACAGACAUUUACUUCAUGAUAGACCAGGGUUGGUGACCUAGUAGAUCAACAGAGAUGACGGACAUUUACUUCAUGAUAGACCAGGGUUGGUGACCUAGUAGAUCAACAGAGAUGACAGACAUUUACUUCAUGAUAGACCAGGGUUGGUGACCUAGUAGAUCAACAGAGAUGACGGACAUUUACUUCAUGAUAGUUAUUUUUCUUUUUGUUCUUCCUGUCAUUUCCAUCUAGAAGAACAAGCAAUUAAAUUAAAUCAAUAUUGAAUAUUAGUGCAUAGAUUUUGGGCUAGAUUCUAUCAGAUCAACAUGGUGGUUGUUUUGGCGGUGUUAGAGGGGGAACUGCGUUAGAGCUGUAAAAAAUCCACAAAUGGCUCAUUUAGUUAGCUUGACAUGACAAUUGAAUGCAACAAAACCACCCGACUUUAUAAUCCGACAAAUCCCAUGCAGCAACGUUAGAAGUUCAUGCAGCCGCGUUCAAACAUUCAAAUGUGUGAUGUUCAGUUGUGUACACCUCGAUUGGACAGAUAGGCUAUUAUAUACCCCCAUCCAAAUUAACAUGAAAAGUAUCAGGUAUGAAGGUAAGACCCAGGCAAAAGACAGGUCAAGGCAGGCAGGGGUCAGUAAACCAGAGGUGGGGCAGCGGUACCGGACGGCAGGCAGGCUCAGGGUCAGGGUAGGCAGUCAAUAAUCCAGAGUUGGGGCCAAUGUACAGGUCGGCAGGCAGGCUCAGGGUCAGGGGCAGGUAGAGUGGUCAGGCAGGUGGGCUCAGAGUCAGGACAG
Molecule: messenger RNA, 3275 nt
Organism: Salmo salar (Atlantic salmon)
Lineage: Eukaryota; Metazoa; Chordata; Actinopteri; Salmoniformes; Salmonidae
Source: RefSeq, a predicted model, not a curated record